Molecule: messenger RNA, 5459 nt
Organism: Coregonus sp. 'balchen'
Lineage: Eukaryota; Metazoa; Chordata; Actinopteri; Salmoniformes; Salmonidae
Source: the annotation of a GenBank genome assembly
CAGUGCUUCCAGGACACAAGACAGACCGAGAGAGAGAGAAAAGCCAGCGAGCGGGGGAGAGAAAGAGAGAAGGCAGAAUGGCCCGGGUGUCGUAUCAACACAGUGAGGCAGCAUGUAAAUCCUCUGUUCUCUGACAGCAAGGCAGAGCUAAACGCCCAGAGGAGAAAGAGACUAGAUGUAUCAGUGUUUUGGUUUCCAAACCUUUGGGCGUAAGUGUGUGGGUGCGUUUUGUUCCCUAUCUAGAAUUCUGACACCCCUCUAAGACGUUUCAUUAUUUCAUUCCAUGUGUUGUGUGAGCAGCCUACGACACAGGACAUCGGUCUUCUCUAGUUCCAAUCCCAUAAUGCCUUUUACCAGGGCUGUGGUGGCAUGGGCCCAGUUCCAUAUCUGCCCCUAGCUCCUACCUGUAAGCACUUUUGAAGAUCAGAAUGGAUUUGGAUUGGUAUGGCAGUUUUAGUAAUGUGACUUUGUGCCAUUAUUUUCUAAAGCUAUCCAAUGGUUUCAGAUCUAGUGCCGCUGGGAAGAGGCUAUUUGGAAUAGAGCAAUGGUGACAGAAAUAUAAAUAUGACUCCUUUAUUUGACAUCAGCACAAAACACAUUCAAUCUACCCACCAGACUGUAACAAGUAUUUCUCCCUCUCUCCACCUCCUCUCUCCACCUCCUCUCUCCCUCACUCUCAUCUCCCUCCUCUCGUGCCCAUCCCUCUCACCUCCUCUCUCCACCUCCUCUCUCCACCCUCCUCCACCCUCUUCUCACCGUCCUCUCUCCACCUCACUCUCUCUCCACCUCCUCGUCUCCACCGGUCCUCUCUCCACCAUCCUCUCCAGCCUCUCUCCACCUCCUCUCUCCACCUCCUCUCCCCUCCUCUCUCCCCCUCCUCUCUCCCCCUCCUCUCUCCACCUCCUCCCCCCCUCUCUCCACCUCCUUCUCUCCCUCCUCUCUCCACCUCCUCUCUCCACCCCCCCCUCCUCCCCCCCUCCCUCUCUCUCACCGCUCCUCUCUCUCACCGUCCUCUCUCGCCUCCUUAAGCUUCCUCCUACCCCAGUCGCUUCUCUCCUUCGCCUCUCCGUACUCUCUCACCUCACUCUCUCACUCCUCCUCCCCGCACGUCUCUUCCCCCUCCUCCUCCGGUCCACCCUCUCCUCCACUCCCUCCUCCUCCAUCCUCUCAUCUCCCUCAUCUCUCCACCCUCCUCUCCCUCCCUUCCCUCUCCCCUCCCUCCUCUCUCCACCUCCUCUCCCUCCCUCCAUCUCUCAGGAGUCUCCUUCAGGUCGUAGAAAGGCUCUGGCGACCAGCAGCAUCAACAUGAAGCAGUAUGCCAGCCCCAUGCCCACACAGACUGACGUCAAGCUCAAGUUCAAGCCCCUCUCCAAGAAGGUGGUGUCUGCCACGCUACAGUUCUCCCUCUCCUGCAUCUUCCUCCGUGAGGGCAAGGCCACGUAAGUCCACACACACACACACACACACACACACACACACACACACACACACACACACACACACGGCAUACCAGUCUCUGUAUAAUACCAGUCUCUGUAUAAUACCAGUCUCUGUAUAAUACCAGUAUCUGUAUAAUACCUGUAUAAUACCAGUCUCUGUAUAAUACCAGUCUCUGUAUAAUACCUGUAUAAUACCAGUCUCUGUAUAAUACCUGUAUAAUACCUGUCUCUGUAUAAUACCAGUCUCUGUAUAAUACCUGUAUAAUACCAGUCUCUGUAUAAUACCAGUCUCUGUAUAAUACCAGUCUCUGUAUAAUACCAGUCUCUGUAUAAUACCCUGUAUAAUACCAGUCUCUGUAUAAUACCAGUCUUGUAUAAUACCAGUCUCUGUAUAAUACCAGUCUCUGUAUAAUACCUGUAUAAUACCUGUCUCUGUAUAAUACCUGUCUCUGUAUAAUACCAGUCUAUGUAUAAUACCUGUCUCUGUAUAAUACCUGUAUAAUACCAGUCUCUGUAUAAUUCCAGUCUCUGUAUAAUACCAGUCUCUGUAUAAUACCUGUAUAAUACCUGUCUCUGUAUAAUAGUCUCUGUAUAAUACCUGUCUCUGUAUAAUACCAGUCUCUGUAUAAUACCAGUCUCUGUAUAAUACCUGUCUCUGUAUAAUACCAGUCUCUGUAUAAUACCUAUCUUGUAUAAUACCUGUCUCUGUAUAAUAACCAUUCUAGUAUAAUACUGUCCUGUAUAAUACCUGUAUAAUAACCAGUCUCUGUAUAAUACCAGUCUCUGUUUACCACAAAAAGAAUACCCAGUCUCUGUAUAAUACCAGUCCUCUGUAAGAUACCUGUAUAAUGACCCUGUCUCUGUCAUAAGACCUGUCCUCUUUAUAAAUAAUACCAAGUCCUCUGUAUAAUGCCCAGUCUCUGUAUAAUACCUGUCGCUGUAUAAUACCAGUCUCUGUAUAAAAUACCUGUAUAAAUCCCUGUCUCUGUAUAAGAACCAGUCUCUGUAUAAUCAAAAAAAAAAAACCUGUAUGAAUACCAGUCUCUGUAUAAUACCAGUCUCUGUAUAAUACCAGUCGCUGUAUGAAUACCUGUCCUCUGUAAUAUAUACCUGUAUAAUACCAGUCCUCGGUAUACUACCCAGUCCCUCUGUAGUAUACCAGUCCUCGUUUGUAUAAUAACCAGUCUCUGUCUAAUACCAGUCUCUGUAUAAUUACCUGUAUAAUACCUGUCCUCUGUAAUAAUAACCCAGUCUCUGUAUAAUACCAGUCUCUGUAUAAUACCAGGCCUCUGUAAUAAUACCUGUCUCUGUAUAAUACCUGUCUCUGUAUAAUACCUGUAUAAUACCAGUCUCUGUAUAGUACUAGUCUCUGUAUAAUAACAGUCAGCUAGAGGAAUCAACCCCCAGUCACCCCGGCUUCAGAGUGAGAAUAUCUCUCAUUCAAUGGAUCAUAUUCUCUCCAGCAUUCACUCUCACUCUUUCUAUGCUCUCUCUCUCUCUCUCUCUCUCCUCUCUCUCUCCUCAGUCCCUUUGAUAAAACCUAGUGCUAUUUUGUAUGAGCUUGCUGUCACACACAUACCGUUAAAGCAGAGCAGAGCAAGCUCCUUUGUUGUGCAGGGGGACCGGGGAGCAGAAGUGUGUAACCCCUCUUAACCCAUUGGAGAACAAUGUCACUACACACAAAUAAACUCCAUCACGUCAGUUAAAAUGAGCUUCUAUUGCCUGGCCUGCUUCUGUUGCCUGGCCUGCUUCUGUUGCCUGGCCUGCUUCUGAUGUCUGGCCUCCUUCUGAUGCCUGGCCUCCUUCUGAUGCCUGGCCUGCUUCUCUUUGCCUGGCCUGCUUCUGUUUGCCUGGCCUGCUUCUGUUUGCCUGGCCUGCUUCUGUUUGCCUGGCAUGCUUCUGUUUGCCUGGACUGCUUCUGUUGCCUGGCCUGCUUCUGUUCCCUGGCCUGCUUCUGUUCCCUGGCCUGCUUCUGAAGCCUGGCCUGCUUCUGUUGCCUGGCCUUCUUCUGUUGUCUGGCCAGCAUCUGAUGUCUGGCCUGCUUCUGUUGUCUGGCCUGCCACCACAGAAAAGAGAGCGAGAUGGAGGGGUGGGGGGGGGAAGGAGUGAGAGAAAGGAGGAGAAAGAGAGAGCCAGGGAGAGAGAGAAGGAGGGAGAGAGGUGGUGGUGGUGGGGGAGAGGGAAGGAGUGAGAUAGAGGAGGAGAAAGAGAGAGCCAGUGAGAGAGAGGGGGAGAAAGAGAGAGCCAGGGAGAGAGAGGAGGGAGAGAGGUGGUGGUGGUGGGGGAGAGGGAGGGAGUGAGAAAGAGGAGGAUAAAUAAAGCGGGAAGGAGAGAGAGGUAGAGUUAAUCACAGGGUGUUAUCUAUCUGGUGGUGACUGGAUGAGAAACCCCUCGGCAGAGUGUGUUUUCUCCUUGCCCCCUAAUACACACACACACACACACACAGAAACAUACAUGCACGCACACACAGAAACAUACAACUAAACACACACACACAACACACACACGUGCACAUUUCAUCUCCUCAGCAGCCGCUGCAUGAAGGACACAUUGCUUACGGAGACAGGAGAGUAGUGCUCUCUCUCUGGUCCAGCUCUCCCUUUCUCACUCUCCGUCAUGAUAUUCCCUGUUUACUAACACUCUAUAGACAGGUCAUGAUAUUCCCUGUUUACUAACACUGUAUAGACAGGUCAUGAUAUUCCCUGUUUACUAACACUCUAUAGACAUGUCAUGAUAUUCCCUGUUUACUAACACUCUAUAGACAGGUCAUGAUAUUCCCUGUUUACUAACACUCUAUAGACAUGUCAUGAUAUUCCCUGUUUACUAACACUCUAUAGACAGGUCAUGAUAUUCCCUGUUUACUAACACUCUAUAGACAUGUCAUGAUAUUCCCUGUUUAAUAACACUCUAUAGACAGGUCAUGAUAUUCCCUGUUUACUAACACUCUAUAGACAUGUCAUGAUAUUCCCUGUUUACUAACACUCUAUAGACAGGUCAUGAUAUUCCCUGUUUACUAACACUCUACAGACAUCAUGAUAUUCCCUGUUUACUAACACUCUAUAGACAGGUCAUGAUAUUCACUGUCAUGAUAUCUUAACACUCUAUAGACAGGUCAUGAUAUUCCCUGUUUACUAACACUCUAUAGACAGGUCAUGAUAUUCCCUGUUUCUACACUCUAUAGACAGAUCAGGAUAUUCCCUGUUCUACUAACCAACCUUGACAGGUCAUGAUAUUCCCUGUUUACUAACACUCUAUAGACAUGUCAUGAUAUUCCCUGUUACUAACACUCUAUAGACAUGUCCAUGAUGAUUCCCUGUUUACUAACACUCUAUAACAGGUCAUGAUAGUUCCCUGUUUACUAACACUCUAUAGACAUGUCAUGAUAUUCCCUGUUUACUAACACUCUAUAGACAGGUCAUGAUAUUCCCUGUUUACUAACACUCUAUAGACAUGUCAUGAUAUUCCCUGUUUACUAACACUCUAUAGACAUGUCAUGAUAUUCCCUGUUUACUAACACUCUAUAGACAUGUCAUGAUAUUCCCUGUUUACUAACACUCUAUAGACAGGUCAUGAUAUUCCCUGUACAUCCUGAGACUUGAUGUGUUACAUGGUCUUACAGUAGGUGUGAGAUCGGCCUCCCUCCCCUGUGAGAUGGUUGCCUGCUAUGAGAGAGGGAGAGAGAGAUAUAAAAGAGAGAGUUGUUGGCCUGUACAAAAUGGCAGUAUGUUGUGGUUUCUCUUUGGUAGAUUUGUCACAAAUAAAAUCUGAUUGUGUGUGUGUGUGUGUGUGUGUGUGUGUGUGUGUCUCAGUGACGAGGACAUGCAGAGCCUGGCCAGCCUGAUGAGUAUGAAGCAGGCCGACAUCGGCAACCUUGACGACUUUGAGGAGGAGGACGAGGAGAAUGAGGAGAACAGGGCCAAUCAGGAGGAGAAGGCUGCCAAGAUCACAGGUGAGAGGGAACACACACACACCUAUGUGAAGGAGAACAGGGCCAAUCAGGAGGAGAAGGCUGCCAAGAUC